This is a messenger RNA of Patella vulgata (common limpet), 3003 nucleotides long. RefSeq lists its product as uncharacterized. The coding region runs from base 315 to 2174 and encodes 619 amino acids. The transcript has 6 exons. Lineage: Eukaryota; Metazoa; Mollusca; Gastropoda; Patellidae. The record is from RefSeq and is a predicted model, not a curated record.
AGCCCUAUAAUACUGAGUGAACUGCCAGUGGUGUAAGACAGAUUUACUUCUAGUUCUGUUUUCACUUCAUUUAGAUGUUGGUGAACCGUUUGGUUUGUCUAUCAGUCAUUUUGUUUUAAGUGAUGUCCUGGGCUUUAUACAGAGUUAACUCAGAGCGAUACGAGAUCCACAGAAAGCCGUUUGGAUAGACUUCAAUAAUAAAAAACUUUAUUAAAAAAUCAGAUUUAAAUCCAUGUCAAGUCCAGAAGAUAAACCAGCACGGAAUAAAACUUUAUUAAGGUAGACUAGCUACAUGGCUACCAUUUCCACCCAAGAUGUCUCCGUCAUCUGUCUUCUGGGUUACUGCCCUUUUUAUAUCUGGGCUCCAGCAACAACCAAUGGUGUCUGCUGAUACAAUCACUAACGGCAACCAUAUAUCAUCUCAGGGAAAUAUAACGAGAAUAGUCAGUGAUAGCGAAUCAGAGGAUACGCGGGAAUUAAUCAGCAAUUUGAUUGGUGCUUUAGAAAAGUUGGAUAUUUUAACGACAAAAUCAUCUUCGUGUCACACGUUAGACAAAAUCGUGCGAAAAGUGAAGAAUCUGGAUCAGACCCAAGAUUCAAGAGAAAUCAGAGUUGUUUUGUAUUUUCGUGAAAAUUCAUUAAAUCGUUCUUCACAGGGUAAAAUUCGUCAAACCAAAGAUUUAAAAUCGUUGUCUGAGUGUAGGAAUGUGUUGCUAAGCGACGCCUAUUCGUUAUUACAGAAUCGUGAUAAUUCUAAUAAUUCCAGUAUGAUCAACACGACCGUGGGUAGCGGAGCUCAGAGCGAGCAGAAGGAGGAAGAAGAACAAUAUCAGGGAUUCCUUGGUUUAAGUCGAACACAAGUGGUAGUUAUCUCCACCUGUUCAGCUAUUAUUGGUACAUUCUUCUUCGUAGCUGCUAUAAUGAGAAUCAGGAAUUAUGUAAAGCGAAUACAAGCUGAACAACAAUUACAGCGCCGUCAGACGUUUAGAAGUUGUAGUUUUACACUGGCCAAUAAUAACAGCCCAUCUCGUGAUUCUAGUCAUAGUAAAGCCAGUCCUAAGGGUAGUUAUACAGUACGAAUGCCGAAGGUGAACAGCUCGGGUAAAAUAAGCUCCAAUGGUUCCCGUACUUUACCUGAUACUAAACCACUUCUUACCGUUAAUCCUAUCACCACGACAACCAUAUUACCAUCAAAACUUUCCAACCAAUCACUAGACUAUAUUGAUGAAGAUCCAAAAAUAAUGGAACCAAGCGUUGAUACGAUCAAAGAAGUUGUAAAAGAUGAACCAAAGCCUGCCGAUAAUCAGCCUUUAAUAGAACGGGAACCAUCCCUUAAAAAUAACCCAAACAACGGCAUCAAGCUAGAAACAACACGUGGUUGGACAUUUGACCAGGAUGUAACAGAAGCUGGAAAACAGGGACUACUUCGCGCAAACUCAAGCUUUGAUCAUACUGACAAACGUUACGGUUUGUUGCACGGUAAUUCAGGUGCAGGUAGGCCCACGGGCCUUGUGCGAGCAAUGUCUGGUUUCGACAAAGAUGAUGGUGUCUGUGACACAGUUAUUCCCCUUACAAGAGCAGGGGAGAGCACUCUACAAAACAAUGUUAAACAAUUUCCUUUAAGUAGUGUAUCCCCCAUAGUAGAGGAACUUCCUACUCCAGAAACGGUCGAAUAUUCAAACUUUGGAUUAACCCAAUCAGAUGAGAGUUUAUCCACAAAUGGAAGUUCGCCGUACAGCUACGGCAAUCAAUCGGAAUAUAAAAAUGGUUCCAUGUUUUGUAUUCCGGCGAGAAACAUUAUGGUUAACAAUCUGACUCCAUCCCCUCCUCAGGACAAUUCAAAGGAAGUGGUUUCCAUGUGUCCAAACACAGUUGUAACACAAGAUUCGAUUGGUUCAGGUGUAAUAAAUAAUGACAAACAUUCCAAUGAGAAAACAGGUGUCAUAAUGAUUCCCUCAAAUGUUUCUAUGGAAACAGACAAUGGUACUAACCUAGAUAAACAACCGUUGACUAAUACCAUCAGGGGGCAAUCUGACAAUGUAUCUCCGCAUCCUGAAGGUUCUUGUGAAUCGUCUCCCCUUAACCCAGAAAACAAAUCUCCACAAACUCAAAAACAAAAACCUUCAUUACAGAGAUUAUUAUCUGUGGAUGAUGAACGAACAACCUUUUUAUAAAAAAAAUUAUCUUUUAAUUUCCAUUUUUGUAAAUAGUUGCACCAGUACAUUUGCUUAGAUCUAAUAGAAAAUUUUUUUUAACAAAAAUCUCUCUUUUAAAAUUAAAAAUUUAUAGAAAAAGUUGUGUGAACUGCCCGAAUUAGUGAGUGGUAUCAUGUGUUCUAGAAAUAUUAAACAUACCCUGCCUCAUGUACAACACCCAUCACUACUUAUGGCUGAACAGAGCAAUGAUUUAGAUUGGAUUUCAGAAGCUACUGGUUAUAAGACAAUCUCAGUGUGUGUGCAUGUGCGUGUGCAGUUGGUGUGCUGAUGGAUGUGCUGUGAGAAAUAUAUAUAUAUAUAUAUAUAUAUUAACUGGAUACGAGAAACGGCAACACCCCCUUGAUAGAGUAACUAUAGCUGGACAGGCUGAUAGAUCCAAGGAAAAUGAUACCGGCGGGUAUUACAACCAGAAACGUUAAAUAAUCUCUACUCUAAAACAAGUCUGUUGUGAAGCUGUUUAGCGAGGAUUCCUUAAUCUAUAUAAAUUAACUCAGGAUUGAAAAUGAAGGGCUGACAGCGUCACUAUAGUAACACUGAUGUUGGAAUCUACGAGUACGCAAUCUGUCUAAGAGUGAGAACGGUGUAUAAUAUACUCGAUAUCCUUCACUGUAAGGAGUCACGAUGUACAGUUUGUUAGACUUAUCCUGAUUUUAAAUAUUUAUAAAUACCUGAUCUUCUGUAAGAUGAAUGAAGUGAGAUUAUGUUGUCCUGUUCCUGUUGUCCUGUUGUUUUUGUUUGUGUUAUUUUAUUGUUUAUCAAUAUGUUAACAGAUUUACGUGUUUGUUUA